UCUGAUCUGUAACGGCGGUUCUCAUAUGAAUCCAAGUUCUUCUCCAAAGCCUUAAAAACCUGCUUAUUCAACCAUGAUCCUCUAAUGGCAAUUCGCAGAUCAAUCAAAGCCCUCCUACGAAACCAUAAUUCCCGUUCUCUCUUUCUCCAGCCACCUGCAAGUCCCCUCAUAUCUUUACCGCCGCCAUUUCUCCACCAGUUCCCAUUAUUUUCCUCGAAUUCGUCAACAGUUUCGUCUGUUUCUUCAAACGCUUUCUCUUUCUCUCUCCUCUUCACUUCUGCUCGCACUCGCUUCUUUACACCAUUGCGCAAAUGGGUUCCUCUCUCUGGUCCUCUCUUUCUCUCUGCACCUCCCUGGAAGCUCUCUCAGUCUGCAACUCCUCUGUAUUUACGUGGUGAACUUUGUAAAUUAAGGAAGAGGUCGGUGAAUGUAAUUUCAGAAAGGGCUUUUGCAGCUAAGCUUGCCUUGGUUUCAGGAAAUUCAACAGGUUACGUAGAGACUCUGAUUGAUAACAAGCGAUUGGGAAGCCACGUUUCUUAUUCAGAGAGUCUUCUGAAUCCACCCAAUUUGAUUUCCAUUACCAGAAUGGUAUCUGGUCCAGUAAUUGGAUGGAUGAUCAUAAACGAGUCAUAUUCUAUGGCAUUUUUGGGUUUAGCUGUUGCCGGGGCGAGUGAUUGGCUAGAUGGUUAUGCAGCUCGGAAGAUGGGUAUAAGUUCUGUGAUUGGAUCGUACCUUGAUCCGCUUGCAGACAAGGUUCUUAUCGCCUGUGUUGCCUUGUCAAUGGUAAAGAAAGAUCUUUUGCACUCUGGGCUUGUAGGACUUGUUGUGCUUAGAGAUCUUGCUCUCAUUGGUGGUUCGAUCUACAAAAGAGCUGAGAGCCUGGAUUGGCAGUGGAGAGGAUUGUCCGAUUUCAUAAACCUUCAGGGGACUCGUGUUGAGAAAGUGGAGCCCCUCUUAAUAAGCAAGUUGAACACAGUUUUGCAAUUAAGCCUAAUAGCAGCAGCUCUUCUCCAGCCUGAGUUUGGUAAUGAUGACACUGCAUUUUGUAUCACAUACUUGAGUUGGUUGGUAGUCGCUACAACAAUAUCAUCUUCGGCAGCUUAUGGCAUGAUGUAUACCCAGAAAAGCUCAACAACAUGUGCAGGGAAGUGUAGAUCUCUCUUGGGAACCAAGACAUCAUAAUCUUGAAGUAUUUGGGAAAAAUUACUAACGGGAGUUCUAGCACCAUUUGCUAUCCAAUGUAAUCCACUUCAGGCGAGAGAAUAUCCCAAAGAGAUUCGGGAAGCUGUUGAUUUGGGGUUAUAACAUUGAAGAAAUGUAAUAUAGUGAGAGAUGAACUAGGAGCCCCUAAAGCAAGGGGAUUAAAGAUGACAGAUUCAGCAAGGGGUUGAGCAACAAGAAUACUAAGCAAAGUGAGAAUGGGAAUCUAGUAUGAAAUUCUACCAAGAUCGUGAGAGGACAGACAUGACUAGUUACGAGAGAUGCAUAUAUAGGGCAAUUUGAUUCACUUGUUGCGAGCUAUUUGAUUGUUAUUUAUUGGAGUCUGUUUCACUGCACCUGAAGUAAUAAAGUUUCGACUUAGGUGACGGUUGUUGAAAAACUUGUAUGCUGAGUGUUUGGUUCAUGAAAGCUUUUUGGCCGCAUGCCAACAAAGAUCUU
This is a messenger RNA of Amborella trichopoda, 1659 nucleotides long. Lineage: Eukaryota; Viridiplantae; Streptophyta; Magnoliopsida; Amborellales; Amborellaceae. The record is from RefSeq and is a predicted model, not a curated record.